AUGCUUUUGUGUACAGCCCUGGUUAGUUUUGAGGAGACCAUAACGGCUCUGGCACCGGAAGGAGGAAAGAAGAGUCGUGGCAAAGCCUUCCGGAUCCCAGGGCUCGGAAGGAAAGACAAGGAACCAGACUCCGUGGAUUUGGCCAUGACAGAGACACCAAAUUCUCAGCUGGAAGUGGACGAUGAGGGCUUCAUUAUCCGAUCCGACAGCACACAGAAUGAUAUCCUUCCCCUCCAUAGGGACCUCCAAGCUGGAAACUCCAGCACUGCAGGACGAUCUGAGGACAGUGACGGGACCACACUCAGGGACGCAGAGCAGGAGGGACUGCAGAGGUCUACACCCAGCCCUGACAUCAGCAGGUUGUGUUCCACACCAUCUGCAUGUGACAGUCUGUUUGGACCGCCUCUGGAGAUGGCCUUCAGGUCCAAGAAGUUUGACGGAAGAGAGCAGUUCCGAGACCACAGUGCCUUCGCUGCUGUAGAAUACACUGCCAUUUCUUCCGACUCCUCGUCUCCAGAUAACGUAGAAGACACUGGGUUGGACUCGCCCUCUCACCAGACGCUUGGACCCUCCCCUGAACCCGGCUGGGCAGCGUGGCCCCCUGCCCCCCACAGCAAGGACCAAAUCCGAGGUCACUCCACCGACCCUUUCCUCUCCGCCUUCCGGGAUCUAUCUCCAGCAGGCAGCCCCCGCUUUCACGGCAACAGGGCGUGGUCUGCACCCUCCACCUGUCCCACCCACGUCCCUCCCGAGAGCGAACAAACCUUUGUGCACUUCCCCACCCCUGACAUCCAGAGCGCCGUAUGGAACUGCAAACAUAUCCCUCCAGAAAACCACUUUCUCGUGUUUGAAACUUCUGCCAAUCAGGAGACCUUUUCGGACUCUUGGAAAAGACCACCUCCUCCUCGCUCCACAGCCAAUCAAGAGACACAAGGAGAUCCUUUUGCCGCCGUCAACAGUAAAAUUCACUUCAGCAAUCUGCCAACCUGCGCAUCGUCAACAACAUUGUCCCAUCGCAAGAAGCAAGAUCGCAGACGAGACAGCAGCGCAUCGCCUCCUGUCACGCCAGAAGACCCGUUCGCCAUCACUAUGAUCGGCAGCCCCACGCACCAAUUGUCAACCGAACUAAUCACGCCUUUAAGCAGCACGCCGAACAAUAACCGACAAGGAGCAGCACAUGCUUGCAUUGCCGUGUCCACUUUGAAAAAAGAACACUGGAAUUUGGCACGCAAUCCGUUCAGCGACAACAUCCCUGCAGCAGUGGUGGUUUCGGGCUCUAGAGCACAGGAAAAUGGAGGAGGCGGGAGUGGACAUAAGGAGCUGGGGGAACGGAGGAAGCACAGGACGCCAGACAGCGAACCGCGAAGGAACGCCCCUCCACUUACCAGGCACUCGGGGCCCCAAGAAGACCUCUGCUUCUCCACGGACCGGGACCAGGAUUGUCUGGACAUCAGUCAGCCCUGCAGCCUUGGCUCGCAUAAAGGCUCCAGACACAAAUACAGACAGGUAACGUCCGAGGGCGUGGCUGAUGCUUCAGGCAGAACGGUCCGGGCCAAGAGGACACCAGGACGGCUCAGCGGUGCAGAGAAAUCUCGGUCUCUGUGCUCGUCUCCUCUCCCGGAGCCCAGUGCCUCCCUCACCUCCUCCUCUUCCUCCAGCCCAAAUGAGUGGCCCCUGCUCAGAGAGGAAGAGUGGGGACCAGCAAACCCAGCCCACAGUCCUGGACCAGUGUCACCGCUGCCCCAACAGCACCACAACCAGCCCCAAAGGCGACUGCACUUGUCCCGUGGGCCAAGUCCCAUCUCGCUCAGCUCACAGGAGGCAUGGCCUGUCGCCGCAGCCUUCACGGAGUACAUCAACGCCUAUUUCAAAGGAGGACAAAGCAAUCGAUGUAUGGUAAAGAUCACGGGGGAUCUGACCAUGUCCUUCCCUGCCGGCAUCACCCGUGUUUUUGGCUCCCACUCUAACGGGCCAGUGCUAAGCUUCAGGCUUGUCAACAUUUCACGCAUCGACCACUUCCUGCCCAAUCAGAAGCUGCUCUUCAGGUUUGCUGACUCGUGUGCGUGUGCGUGCGUGCGUGCUUAA
Molecule: messenger RNA, 2085 nt
Organism: Knipowitschia caucasica
Lineage: Eukaryota; Metazoa; Chordata; Actinopteri; Gobiiformes; Gobiidae
Source: the annotation of a GenBank genome assembly